This is a messenger RNA of Plasmodium vinckei vinckei, 1347 nucleotides long. RefSeq names its product conserved protein, unknown function. The transcript is spliced from 6 exons. Gene Ontology annotation, cellular component: nuclear inner membrane. Gene Ontology annotation, biological process: nuclear membrane organization. Lineage: Eukaryota; Apicomplexa; Aconoidasida; Haemosporida; Plasmodiidae. The coding region runs from base 1 to 1347 and encodes 448 amino acids. The record is from RefSeq and is a predicted model, not a curated record.
AUGGUUAACUAUGAAGACUUUUGUUUUCGGAAAAAUAUUUUAUCUAUAUAUGCAACAUCGCUUACUAUAAUCCUUUUAAUAUUUACUAUUUUGAACGAAUACAAAUAUAUUAGAUAUUCUAAAGAAUUAAAACCCAUAAUAAAAAAUGCUAUUAGAGCUCCUUGCAUCCCCCUUGACGAAAAUAAUGGAAAAAUAAUACAUAUAAAUUGCCCAUUACAAGAUCAGGAAACAUUUUAUGCCCCAUCAGAAUUUAGUUCCAACAUUUAUUCAUUUAGAGGGAUAUUUUUCGAAACAAAAGUUGAAAUGUAUCAGUGGGUAGGCCAUUAUGGAUAUUUAGGUUUAUUUUCUAAAGGAAAAUUUGAAGACCACAUAGUAAAAACCCCUUAUAAUUUUCAUUAUUUUUAUAAAAAUCGAAGAAAUCCCACUUAUAUUCCCACUGUUGGUGGUAUAGGAAGAAAGUAUGCUAGUUAUGCAAAAGUUGGAAAUUAUAGACUUCUACAAAAUUCGCUCAUAAAUUUUCAGAAAAAGAAAAAAUUAGACUUAAUAGAUGAUGGUUGGUUCACUGAAUCAGAAAUAAAACCUCCAUUUACGAUUGACCAUUUAAACACUAAUGUUUAUGACAACUAUUUGUAUACAGGAGAUCCAUUAAAUCCCCAAGUAGGUGACAUAAGGGUUUCGUUUUAUGGGAACGCGUCUACUCAUGCAACAGCUAUAGGAAUUCAAAAAGCAAGAUUACUAAAUACUAUAUUCGAAAUUGAUACAGUUAAUAUCAUGAAUAAGGAUGUAAUUUUACUAUCUGAAGAUAACAAAAUAAUGACUGAUCAUACAAAAAAUUUUAUUUAUAAAAAUUAUGGUAAUAAGCGAUCAUUGUGGGUAUUUCGUAUAAUAGCUUAUAUCUUUUUAUUUAUUCAAAUUUUUAUUUUCCUCGAAAAUACUUCUAAGAAUGUCACAUGGAAACUAAUUGUGAGCUCACUUGUCUCAAUGAUUAUCUUAUCCAUAUUCCCAUGUGUGUUAUGGAUUUUUUGUGACACUGCUGUCUUUUUAUGUUUAUUUGUAUUCAUUGUUUUUUUGUCAAUAGCGUUAUUAUUUAUAUAUAAUAACGAAAUAGAUAAUGGGUAUACUGAGAUGAAAAAUUAUAUGAAAAGAGCAAAUACAGAACCAACAAGUUAUACAUUUUUAAAUGUCGAAGACAAUUGUACAGAUAUAUAUAAAGAAUAUACUAAUGAAAAGGAUAAGAUUGGCACAAUAUUAGAUUCAAGUAGCGAUGUUUCAUUUUAUAAUUCAAUAAAUAAAAAUGAUGGGCAUAAAUUUGAGUCAUCACCUGCUGGAGUAUAUCAGUAUAGAUGA